UGUGUCUUCUUCUUGCAUGACAGGGAGAGAUUGGUGUGAUGGAAGACGUGAAGACAGUAAUUGAGAUAAUCGUCCUUCCAAUUCCUCCAUAGCUACAUCUGAUGGAAAAUGAAAACAAUGCAAUAAUAAUAAAAAAGAUACCACUGCUUUCAGUAGGCAUAUCAUACAAAUCUUGUACUGCAACAGGCUGAGGCUCAAGUUCUUUUGGUUCUUUCUGUUUUGGUUGAGAAAUAACAAUUCUUUCAAUAUCUUUUGACUCAGUCUCAUCUUCAAAGGCUACUUCACUCUUGCUAUGACUUGAUCCCCCAGAUGCUUGAUGCUUAUGGUCAUACUUUUUCCGCUUCAUUUGAGCAUUUCUCUUCUUCUGUCUUUGGGAUGAAGACGCCAUAUUAUAAAAAGGGCGUGGCUAUGAUUAAUCCACACCCACUUCACGCAAACAAGAUGGAGAGGGUUUUCUUAUUAUUUUCUUUGCUGUUUCUUGCUGUCCAGAGCUACGAGCUAGUAGGACAGCUAUCUGACAAGGUAGAGGCUGGAGAGGGAAAGUAUUAUACUGUAAAUCCUAGCCCCAUUACCCUCAUUUGUCUUGUCUCUGAUGAAGGCGAUGCUGACAUGUACGUCGACUACUCUUCCACUACCACCAGACCAGACUACCUCACUCAUAGGCACUCUGCAGCAACCUCUGGCAUUGAUGUAGUAACUGUCCUAAGGAGUGAUAUGAGUGCAGGAAGUGAUGUUAUAUCUGUUGGUAUAUAUGGCUACAUUACUCACGUGAAUUCCUCCUUUAGAAUGUAUGUGAUUGUACCCAGUUCCUCUGACGUGUUGGACCAUCAGAUAUGGGAAAUGGAUCACGAAUCAAAUACAACUAAACUCGUGAUCGACGUCGAUCCGUUGUGGAUUGCAAAUGAUCCGAAAUUACACAGACUACUUGAGUCUGUCUUGGCUCGGGGUUAUUUUCAGAGUGAUGAGGCUAGUAGUUGGAUUAUCAUUAAAGACUGGAUAGUGUGGCUAUUAGUGAAUUUCCUUCAUUUAGUGGUAGAGGUACUUUUAUGAGUCUCUAGAUCCUGUGGCACAAAAUUUUAUUUAAAAACAAUUCAAUUUAUUUAAAUGAUUAAUUUAUGUUGAUUUUAAUAAUUAAAGACAAAAAUGACAUUAUCUACAUCUAUUUCUAAUAUAAAAAA
Amphimedon queenslandica is the source of this 1178-nucleotide messenger RNA. RefSeq lists its product as uncharacterized. The coding region runs from base 310 to 1050 and encodes 246 amino acids. The record is from RefSeq and is a predicted model, not a curated record. The transcript has a single exon. Lineage: Eukaryota; Metazoa; Porifera; Demospongiae; Haplosclerida; Niphatidae.